GUACCCUGAAGCUCUGGAACAACAACCCCGUCGGAACCUUCUUCAUCUACAUCAUCACCGUCUAUCUCUGCUUCCAGACACUCGAUAUCUUCGGCAAGACGAACCAUUUCUGUUUCAUCGGCCAUUCUCACGAGUGAAUUUCACAGUUUCGACGUUGAUUGUUCUUUAGGAUAAACUCAACAUACCCGAAGGAAUAUAUUUAACGUUACUGACACGGGCAAGUCUAUCGAUAACUGGUUACUCAAUUAAUCAGUUUAAAAUUUGCAAGGUAAUCAACCAGUGAUUGAACGCGGACAACGUCUCAGAACAUGUCGAUCAUCAAUUAUCAUGUACAUAACCUUAUGUAAAACGCCUUAUCAAAUGAAUGAAACAUCAACAGCUUGUAUUUUUUUAGCAAAUAACAAGAAUUAAGUGGCAGAUAGAAAAUCAACAGUUUCACUCAAGCAGUAUUUUCAUGAGUAAUGUGUGCACUUGUAUAUAAUCUUCGUUGAUUGGUGGUAAUUUUAUAAGUAGUAUAAUUUAUAUAUUUUGUAAAUAUAUUUAUUAACAAUUUUAUAUGCUCAUUGUUAUUUCGUCUAAGGAAUUGUACAUUAUUUUGAGUUAACAAUGAAAAUAAAUAACGGGAGAAGAGUACAGUCCAGUAUUGUUUUUUUUCUACACGAUGGAAAUGAAUACAUAUAGACGCAGUUCGAGAAUCGACUAAAAGUGUCGAUAAUUGUAUCGAAAAGUGUAUUAUGGUUUGAAAGCUAUUUAGAGACCGCCAACUUUAGUAGAUCAUCACGAAUACACGUGAGAGAAUUGUUGUUCAAUUGGCAGUGUUCACUGAAAUAAUGAUAUUUGCGGUAUUUAUCAUUUUAUUUUGCGUAGUAUCGGAUGCUACAGUACACAGAUUAAACGUGCCCAGGGUAUUGUUGCCCGUAUUUAAUGAUUUUGCUGUGAAUUUUACUCUAGAAGUUACUGACGGUGCUUGUUAUCAAUGGUCAACAUCGCGUUUGGAUAUCAUUCAGCUAAUUCCUAUAAAUGAAAAUGUUGAGAGGACUUGUUCUUCGGCUAUUUUGAUUCAAACAAUAACAAGGGAAUCCACUAGAAAUACAGCAAUAGUGUUAGCAGAAGAUGUGAAUACAGGACAGUUUUUAAGGUGUGACGUUAUUGUGGAUGCAAUCUUUUCUUUAAAUCUUGUUACGACCACAAGAGAAUUAUAUAUAGAAGAAGCACCAGAAGCAUUUGAAGUACGAGCCUAUGAUGAACAAGGAAAUGAAUUUACAACUCUCGCAGGAGUUGAAUUUCUUUGGCAUAUUGAGAAUGCCGAUAAACGUAUUACAGAUGGCAAAACUCCAAAUGAUAUUUUAAGAUUCAUGACUUAUCAGGAAUCACAAUAUGAAACUCCUCCAACUGUCGCUGCUUUAGAUGCAGUUGGUAAGAAGGGACAUAUUGUACUAUUAGAAGGAAUAAAAACUGGUACAGCGAAGGUUUCAGUGAGACUACCAUAUCCAGAAUAUAAACAUGUACCACCGAUAGAAGUAGAACUGAUCGUAAUAGCUAAUUUAAUUAUCAUUCCAUCAGACAUAACAGUACUGGCACAUGACAGUUUUAAAUAUAAAAUAAUGCAAGCUCGUCAGGGUCGAUUAGAAGAAAUAAGUUUACCAUCCAGUCAGUAUUAUUUGGAAGCUGAACACCCAGGCAUAUUAGAUAUUGAUAAUGAUCAUGAUUGUGCAUAUGCCCGAUCCUUAGGGCGCACUAAAGUGUUCUUACACGAUAAAAACGUUCGCGACGAAUAUCCUGUUAUUUUGCCAUCAGCUACAGUCAAUGUGAAUUAUGUAGCUUAUAUUAAUUUUGCAGUUUUGCCUAACAGAAAUUGGGGUCUAAUACUUGGUCAUACUCAUGAAAUUAUAGUUGAGUUGUAUGAUAAUAAAGAUCAUAAGUUUCACAUUGGAGAAGGUGUAGAAGUAUUGAUGAAGCUAGAUGAACAAUAUUUUGAACCAAAAUUAAUAACACAAAAUGGUACUUAUGCUAUUGGUGUGCCUAUUAUGUGUGGAACAAUGACUAUUGAAGCUACUCUUUAUGGUAUAAUUGAUAAGCAUGGUAAAAAGAUUCCUCUCGCAUCACAUCCUACUACCAGAGCAGAACUUUUAAUUCACACACCAGUCACUGUUCAGCCUAAAGUACUGGCUGUUCCAUGGGACUUCAAGGCUAAAUCACGGUAUGACAUAGUAUUAAAAGCAAGUGGAGGAGAUGGAUCAUAUGUAUGGUCAAGUAGACAUCCAUCUAUAGUGACAGUCUCUCAGAAUGGAGGGAUUAGAAUUUUGGCUGCAGGGGUUACUGAAAUAAGUGUUGCAAUGACAAGAAAUCAAUAUAAUAAAGGUACAGCAAAGGUGUAUGUUUUACCACCGUCAAAAUUAAAAGUGGUGGAAUACAGUAUGGAAGCAGCAGUAGGAGAACCAAUUUAUCUCCACAUUGCAUUGUAUGGAAAGCUAAUUAACGAAACGGACUCUAAAGAAAUACCUUUCAGUGAUUGUAGAGAUAUUACUUUUGAAACAUACAUUCCAGACGGUAAUUUUAUACAAAACGAUAGUAAAUUUAUAGAACCUGUCGGCACUGCAUGUGCUGUUAUAGCAGUCACAAGUGUAGAUGUUGGAAGGUCUGAAGUAACAGUGGUAUACAAUGCAAAUGGUCAAUAUUUGACUGAUAACGUUACUGUGUCGGCCUACGAACCUUUAGAAGCAGUACAUCCAAGUAGUCGUGAAACUUUGUUAGCUGUAGGAUCUUCUAGAAAAAUAGUGUUCAGAGGCGGACCCCAUCCAUGGUCUAAUAAACCUCAGAGUUACUCGCGAAAAGUUCAAGUAUCUGAAAAAAAGAUUGUCGAAGUAACAGAACAUGGCGAUUUAUUGGGUGGAUUAUAUAAAGUAUCGGUAAUUGAAGUAAUGUGUAAAGCAUUGGGCGAAGUGCUUUUAACGUAUACAAUUUCAAAUAUCCCUUUAUUGCCGAACUGUAAAAAUACACAUGCAACGGAAAUAGUACGAAUUAUUUGCGGCAAACCAAGGUAUAUAUACCUACAGCCUGAAUUCAAAGACAGUAAGAAUUGUCCUAUCAGUCUUAAUACAGAAAGAAUAAUGGCACACGGCGAUAAAAAACUAAAACUUAUCACUAUCGUGAAAGACGAAGAAGGAAGGACUUUUGACAACAUUACAAGUCUACACAUUGAUUGGAACUUAAAACCUUCAUCUAUAGGUUCUCCAGAAAUGUCUUCAGGUUCGAUAGAAGAAACGUUCACAGAUAUGAACGUAAUUUUACCGAAACAUUAUUAUCAAAACAUUGUGUUUAAAAAGCAUUUUGGCUCUCUUACAUUAACAGCUACGGUUACUGGUUAUCAAAAGAAUAUUUUGAGCAAAUUAAAAAUUAUACCUGAAUGGCCACCAUUUGCAAUUGAAACUGAAAGGAGGAUCUAUGAGACUCCACGUAUACAAGCUUCUAUAGAAAUAGUUUUAGUUAAUGAUACCAGCAUUAAUCCUAAUAAAUUAAUGGUACUGAACGAACCUAGUGCAAAAUAUUAUUUACAAGUCAGCCAAGGUUCUGGUUAUUAUGAAUUUGUAUUGAGCGCGGAUGACAUCGCAGAUGUUCAUUACAUAGAGUCGACUAAAGCAAUUGGUAUUACUCCAAAGAAAUCGGGAAUAUUGAACUUAGCCUUGGUAGACCUUUGUUUGCCGUCGAAACCGGCUGAAGCUGUUAUCGAAGUACAACAACUUGCUGUUAUAGAAAUAGAAACGGUGAAUAAAAUUGAGAAAGGAAAAUGUAUAGUUGCCGCAUUACAACUUUAUGACACAAAUGGUCACAUUAUAAAAUUGCCAUCUUUGAAUGCAUUAGAAUUUAAAGCAGAAGUUGAUAAUGAAUGUAUAGUUGUUAAACAAUUGCCUGCUAAUGAACAUGGUAAUCCUCCUUAUAGUCAACUAUUGUAUACAAUAUAUGGUAUGGUAGAAGGAGAAUCUCAACUAACUUUCAUAAGUAAAGGAGGUGAUAGAGAAAUACAGAGUGAAUCAGCAACCGUUCAAGUUUUUCUUCCUUUGAGAGUUUCUCCAAAAAACUUAACGAUAUUAGUAGGAACCGUUUAUCAAAUCCAGACAACGGGAGGUCCAUCGAAUGCAGAAAUUGAGUUCGCCGCAAAAAAUAAUGAUAUUCUGAAUGUCGAACGCAACGGUAUAUUUGAAGGGAAAUCAGUUGGGCAAACAAAAAUAACUGUUAGAGCUAUUGGACUUAAUGCGAAAGGGAAUAAAGUAAUUUAUUCUGAAGACUAUGCCGACAUACAUGUGUUAUAUCUCGAAGGAAUAAAAAUUGUGGUUCCAACAAGUAGAGUAAAAGUUGGUGCAACAUUUCCCCUUUGGGCUUUUGGUAUCCCAGAAUAUUUAACACCGCUCAUCAUAGGAUCUAUGCAAUUGCCAUUAAUUUUCAUGUGGUCUUCGAGUGAUUCUAAUUUAAUAACUUUACAUAAUAUGUACAAAGGGACUGGUAUUAAUAUCAGAUAUCAGAAUGAAGUGUCUUUAAGAGCCAGGGCUGUUGGUCCUGGAUUGGCAACUAUUUAUUUAAAUGUUACAAUGCCAUCUAACAUGUUGGCUGGUUUCAAAAGCGAUAUAACGUUCACUACGUUUGUGAAAAUUGAAAUUUUUGAGGAGUUACAUUUAUCGCAUCCCGAAUUACCAUCUACCGUACCAGUAAUAUUAAUGUCCCCGAAUUCUGUUCUGAAAUUGAAAACAAAUCGCGAUAAGUAUGGUUCAACUAUUUACAAGGUAUUAUCAACCGCGCAUGGAAACGACUCAGAAGAUACACAUGCUUUAACUCCAGCAUCUAAGACUGUAACUAUUGACAAGAAUGGUGUUAUAAAGGCCGGCGAGAAUUGUGGAAAAAUAGUUAUUUCUAUUACAAAUACCGAAGCAUAUAACUUGAAACAAUCAAUGAUCAUUAUUAUUGAGAUUAAACCAAUUCAUUACAUGAUGUUGUCAUUAAAAACGAUUUUGCGAAUUCGAAAUGGCGAAGAAUUGAACAUGUUACCCAAGGGUAUGGAGUUGGACUAUGCACUAGAAUAUUAUGAUAACGUUGGAACGAAGUUCCAUGCUGCUGCAGUUAAUGCUAAAAUUAUGCUUAAUCGUGCUGACCUGGCCGUGUUUACUAUAAAUACUGAAAACGUCGUAACCGCAAAAUUCAUUGAAAACGGAGACCUUGUUGUAAAGGCGUUUAAUGAAAAAUAUCCUAAUGGGAUGUUCGAUUAUGUACACAUGAUGAUUGGAGACAUAGUCUUUCCGACGAAGACAACGCUUACUGUGGGUGAUAUAGUAUGUUUCUCAAUGCCACUUUUGUCUCCUGAAGGUGAUCCAGGUUAUUGGCAAUCUUCAAUUCCUGAGGUAUUAACAGUAGAUCCUAUUACAGGAAUAGGAAGAGCAAAAAAUGUGGGUUAUGCAGUUGUAAAACACAGUCUUGCAACUCACAUGCAAGGUGAAAUAGAAGUGAAUAUUCAACCUAUUGCGAAGGUGUCUAUUGUUCCAUUGAGAGGUCGAAAUAUUACAGGAACCGAAAUAUUUAGCGUUCCUCUUGUUCUUAAGAGCAAAGACGAGCAAGUUAAAGAGAAUAAUGUAUUAUCUAGGGGUUUGGGCGGAUGUAGAACAUUUACUUCGUUUACUUUAAACUCAUUUCCCUACACAUGUAACAUGCAAUUAGUUUCAUCCACUUCAUCUGUGGGAGUUAAAGAUUUAUUCCUUGUUAAACCACGAUUUGAUAUUUCAACUGGUUUCUACUAUUGCGAUGUAAUACCUAUGGGUUCUCCAAACAUAAUUUCCAGUACGUUAGAAAGUCGCAUUCAAAUAAGUGCACAAAGUAAAGACAUUGAAGCUGUGCCUUUGGAAGUAGCAUAUCUACCUCCUGUUUAUAUUGACGCUAAAGAAAUUGUUUUUAUUAACACACAUUCUCAAACCAUUCCAACCGCAACACUUGAAAUAUACGGCUUGCAGUCUGUGUUAGAUCAUCUUACAAUUGAUGUACCGAAUGGAAUGACUGUAGCCGCACGACAGUAUAUUUCAAAGUCUACAAUGCAAUAUAAGUUGCGAUUAAUGCAUAAUCACGAUGAAAUUCAAGGUCAAAAAGUUAUCGUUACAAACGAUAUAACAAAGCAGAAUAUAUCUCUUUACGUACGCGUUACGAAGUAUGAAAAUUUCAUACCAUUAUCUGGAAUUCAUUGGGUGGAUUAUAUGUACUUCCAUCGUUACACUUUCGGAACAUUUGCAGUCAUUGUAAUAACAUGCUUUUACAUAUGGAAGAAUAAGAUGGCAAACAUUGAUUUAAACAUAAAGAAUCGAGCAGUUUUUGCUGAUAAAUGUCCACCGCAGUUAAAGAAAACUAGUACCCCAUGUUCGACUAUGAACAGUACAAAUAUGUCUACUCCGCGAACUCCAGUAACACCGAUAAGACCAUUUUCGGCGUUUGAUCCAGUUUAUGGCGAUCCUCGUGGUUUUUAUUCGGCAAGCAAACGAAACAGAUCGCUGAACACUUAAUUAAAAUGAUAAGAAAGGUGUCAUUUUCAAUGUAAAUGUACAUUGUACUUAUAACGGAACUAUCAUGUACUCACUAGUUUCAUUUUGAAACAGAUAUGCGAUCGUCAGAAACUGGUGCCUUAUUGCCACUGAAACUUACUUCAUUUAGAAAAUUAAUUAAAGAUUUUUACGUUAUUUCUUAGCGAUAAUAGCAACAACUAUUAAUUUACGGAUAUAUAAGAGUAUGUACAUUCUGUAACAUAAAACUUUAAGUUUUACAAUUUUAUACUUUGAUAGAAUAAUCGAUGCAGGACUUUAAUACAGGUAUAUUUCUAGGAUACGUUGAUUAUAUUUCCUUUAUAAAUUUGAGGUAUAUGGUUCCUAGUCAUAUAGCUAAUAAUUUACGUAAUUACGUAAUAACGUAAUUAAUAUAAAUUUAAUUACACCGUACUCGUGACUUUGCGUGACGAUGCAAAUGUGGCAGUAGUGAUUUCUUAUUUUUUUCAUUGUGUAACAUUAUUAUACUCUAGUUUUUAUAAUCCAGGCAGUUGCAUAAUUUAUAUAAUAUUCUAAUAUAUUGGCACUGCAUCAUUUUUAUUUUUAUGUGCUUUAUUACAACAUGUCUGUUUUAACGAUUAAGUAAUUUCCAAUAUAUUUUGCUAUAAAUGUUGAUGCAACAUAAAUAUAAUUCUCGUAUACAUAUUAAGAUAGGAGUAGACAAUCUUAAUAAGUUAAUUAUAUAAACGUCAUGUAAAAUUUAAAAUAUGAGAAUUAAAACAUUU
Messenger RNA from Nomia melanderi (Alkali bee), 7294 nucleotides. RefSeq names its product nucleoporin 210 (gene Gp210). Lineage: Eukaryota; Metazoa; Arthropoda; Insecta; Hymenoptera; Halictidae. Gene Ontology annotation, cellular component: nuclear pore. The record is from RefSeq and is a predicted model, not a curated record.